CAGUCAUGUUGGAUUCACUAUUUUUCCAGAGACUUAAUACACCAUUGAUCCAAGUUGUAUUUUUGGGUAUUGUUUCUUUAUGUGGACCCGGCAUGUUUAACGCCCUUUCCGGUUUGGGUGCAGGUGGAUCCAUGAGUGCCAAUAUUGGUUUAAUCGAUUCUGCCAACGGAGCUCUGUAUGGUUGUUUUUCUAUUGUCGGCUUCUUUGCAGGUACUUUUACAAACACAGUGGGUGUAAAAUACACAUUGACAAUUGGCUCUGUUGGAUAUGCAAUCUAUGCCGCUGCCAUGUGGGUUUAUGAUCGUAAACAAGUUUCGGGUUUUGUGGUAGCAGCGGGUGCAAUUCUCGGAUGUUUGGCUUCAUUGUUUUGGAGUGCGCAGGGAUCGAUCAUGAUGUCUUAUCCAGAAGAAAAAAAUAAAGGUAAAUACGUUGCUAUCUUUUGGGCGCUCUUUAAUUUCGGUGGUAUUCUCGGCUCAGUUAUUGCUUUGGGUCUUAAUCUGGAGAAUGAAGCAGGCGGUGUUUCGACAGGUACAUACACAGCAUUUGUCGUGGUGAUGCUUGUAGGUGUGGUCUCCUCUCUUAUUAUUGCAACACCCUCCAAUGUCGUACGUCCAGAUGGUACACAUGUAGCAGUAACAAAGGCGUCGGAUUGGAAAACCGAAUUAAAAGGUGUAUUAUUGGUUUGGAAAGAAUGGCGUAUGAUUUAUCUCAUUCCUGCCUUUUUGGCUUCUAACUGGUUUUAUUCAUACCAAUUCCGUGUUAACGCUGUUUACUUUGAUCCAUCCGCUAGAGCCUUGAAUGACACCAUGUAUUGGGGUCUUCAAAUCGUUGGUUCACUCUUGAUCGGUCUGUUGUUGGAUUAUCAAGGCAUGUCCCGUCGUGGGCGUGGUUUAGUAUCACUCGGAGUCCUGUUUUUAAUCGUUAUGGCUGUCUGGGCGGGCGGAUUUGCUUUUCAAUUGACUUUCAAUAAUGAUUAUCAUAACCCUAUUGGUUGGAAAGAUGAUAGUUUUGGAGGCCCUUUUGUGCUCUACAUGUUUUACGGUUUCACAGAUUCACUUUAUCAAUCUUAUCUUUAUUGGUUGAUGGGUGCCAUGUCUAACAAUCCUUCCUUACUCGCUCGUUAUGCAGGGUUUUAUAAAGCCACACAAUCUGCUGGUGCUGCCAUUUCUUUUGGUAUUGAUGCCAUAGACAUUCCUUUACGCUGGGAGUGCCUUAUUUGCUGGAUUUUGGUCUUCAUUUCUUUCCCAUUGAUCGCCAUUGUUGCUAACAAUGUUACAGAGACCAAUGAAAAUAUUCCUGAAAUUGUGGGAUCAUUUAAUGAUAUGGAGUCCAUUAGUUCUUCCGCUAAUGAAAAAACACACAUAGAAAGAACACACUCAUUUGAAGCUUAG
Mucor mucedo is the source of this 1391-nucleotide messenger RNA. Its product is annotated as major facilitator superfamily domain-containing protein. The transcript is spliced from 3 exons. Lineage: Eukaryota; Fungi; Mucoromycota; Mucoromycetes; Mucorales; Mucoraceae. The record is from RefSeq and is a predicted model, not a curated record. Bases 6 to 1391 code for a protein of 461 amino acids.